GCUGGGGGCCCCCGCGGGGAGAAGCCCGGCGCCGCUGCUCCUCCUCCAGCUGCUCGCGCGGCCGCUGUAGCGGCAGGAGGCGGGCCCUGCGCUCCGCUCUUGCCCCUCCUGAGCUCAGUCGGGGCGAGGAGGCGCCUCCAUCCGCCCGCGGCGCUCCCCGGGCAGUCCCGUCAGCGCGCGCGGCCCGUGGGGAACAGGCGGCGGCGGCGGCGGCUCCUCGCGCUUGGCCUCUGCCGAAGGCGCGGCGGCGGGAGGGCCCUCCUCCGCCCGCCCAGACGGCGGCUUUCCCACCCUAGGUCGCCCCCGCCGGGGUGGGCGGGACCUGCCGGGACGCCUUGGCCGCUGGCUCCAACCCGGAGCGCCGGCCGAGCCCGGGAGCCCGCCCCUCGCCUCUUCUUCAACGCCCGUCGCUCUAGAACGCGAAGCCUAGGACUGAGGUGGAGACCCGAACCGAGACCGGGAAGGUGUCAGGAGAGAGGCCGGGGAGGAGGCAAAUCUCGCGAGAAUCCCUCGCUCCCCCUGCCCAGCCCCGCCCCGCCGCUUUCCAGCUCACCACCCGGCUCCCCUGCUGGUGCCAGGUGCGGUGACGUCACGGCCGGGGGUCGCGCGCUACCGCCGUCCAGGUGCGGCGAGCGGAUGAGGGAGGAAUCCGGGGGAGCUGCGAACAGCAAGCUCCGGGGGACCUAAAAGAAAGAGGCGACGAGAGAAAGGGAGUGAGCCCCGCUGACUUUCCAUCUUCGGAGGCCCAGCUGCUACCGCGACCCCAAAGUUACCGAUCAGAAACAUUUCUUCGUCGGAAAAAAACC
Rhinolophus ferrumequinum (greater horseshoe bat) is the source of this 806-nucleotide messenger RNA. Its product is annotated as translation initiation factor IF-2-like. The record is from RefSeq and is a predicted model, not a curated record. The transcript has 2 exons. NCBI's taxonomy places the organism in Eukaryota, Metazoa, Chordata, Mammalia, Chiroptera, Rhinolophidae. The annotation marks the transcript as partial.